Molecule: messenger RNA, 1619 nt
Organism: [Torrubiella] hemipterigena
Lineage: Eukaryota; Fungi; Ascomycota; Sordariomycetes; Hypocreales; Clavicipitaceae
Source: the annotation of a GenBank genome assembly
CCCGGGUCAAAAAGCCUUUCUGUUUCUGAUUCGCUUGGUUCCGGCCGGAGUAAAAUGCUGUAUCCAUUUGCACAGCUAAGCGCAAUGACAAAGCCUUCCAGCCGGAGCAGAUAUGCAUCUGCAUCAACAGAUGGAAAGCCUAUGCCCGAUCCAGCGUCGUAAAUCUAUAUCAUGGCCGUUCAUUCUAAAGAACGUCGUUCCAUUCAACCCGGUUAAAAUAGAAGCAAUCGAUUAUUAUUUUCACCGUCAAAAUGGGCUCCAUUAACCAAACUACGAUGCUCAAGGCUCCCUUCCCGUCGCCAACGCAAAAGUGGCACGACAAUACAUACCCGGCCUUAUCACCUACACGCCCUGAGCUCUCCGCCAAGGGCAAGACCAUUGCCAUUACAGGCGGCGGUACGGGAAUUGGCGCCGAAACCGCCGUCCAGUUUGCUGCUGCUGGUGCUGCUCGCAUUGGCAUCUUUGGCCGCAGAGAACAGCCCCUGCUUGCAACAAAGGCGUCCAUUGAGAAGCGCUUCCCAGGCGUCGAGGUGUUUGCUGCCUCCGCCGACGUAACUAACAAGGACCAAGUGGACGCUGCGUUUGCCAGCUUCCUUGGCGACUCCAAACUUGACGUGGUCAUCAGUGCGGCAGCCAAGAUUGGACCUACGGCUUCUGUCCAGGACGCAGACGGUGAUGAAUUUAUCGAGGCCGUCAAUGUCAACCUGAAGGGCGCCCUCUUCACGGCGCAGGCCUUCCUUCGUUAUGCCUCCAAAAACGCCGUCGCCGUCAACAUUUCUUCCUCUGCCGCGCAUUUGAACUUUGGCCCAGGCUUCGCUUCGUACAACUGCUCCAAGAUCGCCGCCUUUCGCCUCUGGGACUCCCUUGCCUUUGUAAACUCCGACUUGAGUGUAUUCCACGUUCAACCUGGCGUCGUCGACACCGAGAUGAAUAGGGAAGCGGGCGGUGUCAAGGCAGUUGGCUUUGAAGAUCAUGUAUCUCUACCUGCAACAUUUAGCGUCUGGUUAGCGGGCCCCGAGGCGCGCUUCUUGAAUAGAAAGUUCCUGUGGGCAAACUGGGAUGUGGAUGAGCUCAAGACACGAGAGAAGGACCUUGGCGCGACAUUCGACCUCACGCUUGUUGGGUGGCCGUUUGCGAGCAACGGCUGGGAGGCUGGCUGGAGCAUGUAACGUUGUUAAGACAGAGCCAGGUGGACUAGGUAUGCUUUUUACCGCUUCUUCUUAUUCCUUUCAAAAAAGCUAAAAUAAGGUACUGGAAUUAACAAGAUGAACAUAACAGCAUUCUUUUUCGCAUAGAUAAGAUCGGCACAUCAGCAGCCUUCGGGGUGGGCUAAGAAGUCACUCUAUUUGCUUCAAUGACGUCCUUUAAGUAAAUAUGUUCUUCUAUCCAGUACAUUUACUAUUUGGCUAAGUAGUGGCACUGUUACACAAACGAGUUGUCCUGGGAGCCGGAGUUAUGUCAUCUCCUCAAACCUUGGGGCAAGGUCGCCAUUCAAUAUGGAACUCCACAGUGAGAUUUCCAUUGAUGUGAUCAACCUGUUCAUUCAUUAAUACAAGGAGCUGUGAGUAUCGUAAGACAUCAACUUACAGCAAUGAGCGCCGGCUUGCCGGUGGGAGAGA